AUGCUAGAAAGGAAAAAGCAGAGGGGAAAGGAAAAGUGCAAGGAAGAAGUAGAAAAAGCGAUCGAAGCUGGAGAUGAUGGUUUAGAGAACGAAGCGUUAAAGUAUGGAGGAGAAGAGGUCGGGGAAGGCCUGUGGCAAAACCGCAACAAGGUAUGGAAUGGAGAAGGGUGGCCAGAAGACUGUUUGACAGGGCUGGUGGUACCACUUGUCAAGAAAGGGGAGGGAAAGAAGCGCGAAUGGAAGGGGAAGCCAACUGUCGACGUCGUCGGAACUCGAUCCAAGGUGUCAGAAAGAAUAAAACUUGCAACAUUUUUAAAGCUCAGAUGCGAAAUCACAGAAUUAUUUUCCACCGAGGAUAAAAAUCUGUUUUACACCCCAUGCUGUACGGAACCUGGAAACGAGUGUUCAAGUGCGAGAGGUUCUCUAUACAAUUACUACAAAGUUGUAAGAAAAGAUUUAAGAACGGCUGGAAUUUUGUUAGAAGAUUCUCACAAACUUAAAAACAGUGCUGACGAAAGGACCGAUCAAAUGGAUAACAGUGUAGACUGUUCAACUGAUCGUAAUCGACAAAGGUAUACGCUACCGCAGACAGUACAAUCGUGGGAGGAAACUCACAGAGAACGCGACAAACUAUUGUCGCGAAAAGAAAAAAAUACCAAACCCGUUAUCUUGGCCUGAUUAUCGGCAAAGAUAUUAUAAACGUAGAU
Belonocnema kinseyi is the source of this 707-nucleotide messenger RNA. RefSeq lists its product as uncharacterized. Lineage: Eukaryota; Metazoa; Arthropoda; Insecta; Hymenoptera; Cynipidae. The transcript is spliced from 5 exons. The record is from RefSeq and is a predicted model, not a curated record. The coding region runs from base 1 to 678 and encodes 225 amino acids.